This is a messenger RNA of Closterium sp. NIES-65, 1851 nucleotides long. NCBI's taxonomy places the organism in Eukaryota, Viridiplantae, Streptophyta, Zygnematophyceae, Desmidiales, Closteriaceae. The record is from the annotation of a GenBank genome assembly.
AUGGCCUUGUCGAGCCCCUAUGAAAAUGGUGCGGCAGCUCGUGUCGUGCAUGGGGUGCGCCGGAUUCUGUCGAAAUGGGACGACUUCAUCCUACAGCCUCGAAAGGGCGAACUCGUGCCUCUAGGGAGAACGAACCCUGGCGCAGGUGUGGGAGGGGGUGCCGACCACGAGGGAGGAGGCGAGAAGACGGGACGUGUCGUGAUUGAGUACAGCGUCGAGGAGGAGGAGGAGAUCGAGGAGGAUACAUCGAGCUCGAGCGAUGAGUCGGUUGAGGACGACGGCGAGGGCGCCGGUCAUAGAACGGAGCGUACGGGGGAGCAUGGAGAGGCGCUCGGGGAGCGGGUGGAUGAGCGAGUAGAGCUUAUCGAGCAGCAGGCGACAGGGGAAACAAAGGCUGUCGAGGAGCAGGAGGGCGGAGCGGCUGAGCAGGAGGGUGGGGUCGGAGGGCAGCAGCAGGUGGUGGGCGAGGCGGCUGCGCAGGAGGGCGGGGCAGGAGGGCAGCAGCAGGAGGGCGUGGCGGCUGCGCAGGAGGGUGGGGCAGGAGUGCAGCAGCAGGAGUUUAGGGUUGCGGCUGCGCGGGUGGGUGGGUCGGGAGGGCAGGAGCAGGAGGACGGGGAGGCUGCCGAGGAGUAUCGUCGAGGAGAUGAGCGACAGGCCGCCGUAACAAGGAGUCACCGCACGGCCAGUGGCAGCGGACAGGCACAGGCGGGCCCUUCGACAGGGUGGCCUUCGACGGCAGGCCAAUCGACGGCGAACGUUGCACCCGGAGGCCGGGUCGUCAAGCUACUGCAAAGGGUCGAGAAGGUCGAGGCGUCGCAGAAGCAGCUUGUCGCCGAUGUAUUUGCGAAACACACUGAGCAAGCCGGAGUAUUCAACAGGCUUGCUGCGGAUUUUCGGACGGCGUGGAAUACGAUUUCGGAGUCGUCGAAAAGCACACUGUCGCAGUGCGCCGAGGCUGUGAAGGGUGUCACGGCGGAGAGGAACCUGUUGGAAGGGGCGCGGGCGAAGAUCGACGAGAUGAGCGGGAAGAUCAUCGAGGGGGUGGCAGCCGCCAUCACAAAAGCGAGCGAGGACGCCGUCGAGAAGCAGCUCAAGCAGGUCGAGGAGCGGCUGGUUGCUGCGGUGCUGAAAGGUUUCGAGAAAGCCAUCAUGGAGGACAUGUUUUGCUCCACCCUCCCACCCGAGACCAUGAAGGAGCUGAAGGACAUUGCGGCGGGGAAAGGAGCGGGAGAAGCAAGCGCUGGGUUGCUGUCGAAGACUAAAGCGGCAUCAGCUGCGCACGGCGGUGGUGCUGGCCUUGCUGUCGGGCUUGUGGGAAAUUGGGCGUCUUCCUCAACCCCUCCAAUUGCUCCUGUCGCCGCUGCUCCGUCCCUAGGCAACGUUUGCCUUAGCGAUCCGGGCUCCCCUUCAACGUCGAAGAAGAAGCCAGCUGCGACGAAGUCGUCGAAGCGCGCUGCACACGCGACAGAGAGCCUUGACGUGGUGGAGCUGGCCAGUGUCCCUGGUCAGGCGCCUGUCGAGAAGACCUCUAUUGUCGUUGCUGCUCGACAGGAAAAGGCGAAGAAGGCUAGGGUCACGGGUCACACCCCACCUCCUCGACCGGACGACCGAGGCAAGACGAGAGGCUGCAAACGUCCCUUCAAAGGACCGGGUUUUGGGUUGCGGAAGGGGAAGCUGGUUUCCGAGCAGACCGUCGGCGGGAGGAAGCGGUUCCUUGGCACUUUUGAAACAGAGAAGGACCAGAAGUCUGAUGAGGAGGACUGGAAGGUCUACCUCGAUGCGGCCACACAAAUGCCAACCGGCGUUUGGAGCGUGGCGCAAGAACAAGGGGAAUGUCGUUUCGACGAGUAA